AUGAAUAAUCAUCGUGAAGGCGCAUUCCUACCACCUCUCUUGGGUGAAUUGAACUACUCUGAUUGGAAAAUAAGGAUGAAGAUGUUCAUCAAAUCUAUCGAUGAAUGGGCCUGGCGCGCGAUUGUAAUUGGUUGGACACCUCCUACCUCAAUGAAUGAGUCACACGAGAUCAUUCAAACCCCAAAAGAGAAGUGGAGUGAUGAAGAAGUACGAAUCGCAGAUUAUAAUUCCAAGGCAACCAAUGCUAUCUUGAGUUGUAUCGAUGAAGACCAAUUCAAAUUGAUAUCAAUGUGCAAAUCAUCAAAGGAGGCAUGGGAUGUUCUACAAGAGGCCUACGAAGGAACUACUCAGAUAAAUGAGUGCAAACAGACUGUCGCUGAAACUGUUGCAACAGUUGGACAGACAGUUCAGAGAGACCUUAGGUAUGAUAAUUUGCAUUCAAUACAUGAUAAAAGAUCAACUCCGUUAAAUCUUGCAGGUGAUGAUGGGGAUUCAGAAAACAACAGCGAUGAUGACGUGUCAACCUUGGAAGAAAUAAAGCAAUGCUAUGAAAAGAUGUACGAAAAAUUUCUUCAGGUGUGUGAGUCAAAUAAAUUCUUAGAAAAAGAGAAGCUUGUCCUAAUUGAGGAAAACAAAGUAUUGAAGGUACAAAUUUCUACUCUGGAACAAAAUGUUAUUUCUGCUAGUAGAGAAACAGAUAGCUUGAAGGCUAAAUUUGCUCAAACCCAAGAUGAUAUUUCUAAGUUUAAUACUGGUAGGGUCCCCGUGAAUGUAGGAACAGUUACAAAUGAAUGCCCGGGAACAUGCAACAACGAAGCAUUUCACUUCGACUUAAGUGGUAUAGCUUUCGGUGCUUUAGCCAAUCCGGGUCAAGCCGACCCGAUGAGGAAAUUGGGCCAAUUUGGUUGCAGGGUGCAAUGCACUUAUAGUAACAUCGGUAUACAAUUCAAGAUCGACAUAGGAUCGAACGCUAACUAUCUAGCAUUUGCGAUUGAAUUUGUGAAUGGAGACGGAGAUAUUGGUGCCGCCGCGAUCUCGUCAAGCAAUUCGAACGGAUGGUUAUCCAUGAAACAGUCGUGGGGUGCGACAUGGAGUGUCGGGAUACCCGAGGGAGUAAGCGGUCCUUAUUCCGUGAAAGUGACCACAAUCGAGUCGCAAAAAACCGCAAUUGCGAACAAUGUAAUCCCUGCUAAUUGGUCUAAAGGCCAGAACUAUCGCUCCAACGUCAACGUUUAAUUUCUUGAUUUGUCGAGUCCGAGC
Molecule: messenger RNA, 1260 nt
Organism: Erythranthe guttata (spotted monkey flower)
Lineage: Eukaryota; Viridiplantae; Streptophyta; Magnoliopsida; Lamiales; Phrymaceae
Source: RefSeq, a predicted model, not a curated record